Messenger RNA from Impatiens glandulifera, 841 nucleotides. RefSeq names its product agamous-like MADS-box protein MADS9. Gene Ontology annotation, cellular component: nucleus. Gene Ontology annotation, biological process: positive regulation of transcription by RNA polymerase II. The transcript is spliced from 7 exons. Gene Ontology annotation, molecular function: DNA-binding transcription factor activity, RNA polymerase II-specific; RNA polymerase II cis-regulatory region sequence-specific DNA binding; protein dimerization activity. Bases 25 to 651 code for a protein of 208 amino acids. The record is from RefSeq and is a predicted model, not a curated record. NCBI's taxonomy places the organism in Eukaryota, Viridiplantae, Streptophyta, Magnoliopsida, Ericales, Balsaminaceae.
CAAGAAAAGGAGAGAGAGAGAGAGAUGGGGAGAGGAAAGAUAGAAAUAAAGAGGAUAGAGAACUCAAGCAACAGACAAGUAACAUAUUCAAAGAGGAGAAAUGGUCUAAUCAAGAAAGCCAAAGAGAUCACAGUUCUAUGUGAUGCCGAGGUCUCUCUUCUUAUCAUCGGCAGCUCCGGCAAGAUUCACGAAUACUGCAGCCCUUCAACCAAUUUACCAGAUAUCCUUGUAAAAUAUCACAAGCAAUCUGGAAAGAGGCUAUGGGAUGCUAAACAUGAGAACCUCAGCAAUGAAAUUGAUAGAAUCAAGAAGGAGAAUGACAACAUGCAAAUUGAGCUAAGGCAUCUAAGGGGAGAAGAUAUUACAUCUUUGCACUAUAAAGAGCUAAUGGCCUUAGAGGAUGCCCUUGAAAACGGCCUUGGAGGUGUUCGUGAAAAACAGAUGGAGAUCUACAAGAUGAUGAAAAAAAAUGAUAGGAUACUGGAGGAGGAGCACAAAGAACUAAAUUUUGUGUUGCACCAAAGAGAGAUGGAACAAAACGGCUAUCAGCAUCAUCAUCAGCAACACCAGCAAUUGCAAGAUUUCGAGCCUCAAAUGCCUUUCACCUUUCGUGUCCAACCGAUGCAUCCAAAUCUGCAAGAGAGAAUGUAACUAGCUAGGGCUUUUAAUAACCAUGAACUGAUGCUUUCUCCUUCUCUCUCUAGCUUUCUCUGAGAGCUGAACUUUUAAUUAUGCAUUUCUCUCAAGUAGUAUAUGGGUCAUGUGGAGUCUUUGAGAAGAACUUCAGAUUUGCUACCUAUAUUUUUCAUCAAAUUGUAAUAAAUUUAUGAACUCCUAGUGU